GUACGCCGCAAGAUAGGAUCAGACAAUGUCACCAUAUCUACUAGAGUAAGUUAAGAAAGCAGGCUACAAAUCCUCAGUAGUUUGGGUUGGGUCACAUCGGAGGUAGUGAUAGGCCAACUCGCAGUAGCAUUGAGGAGCUGCUUAUACAUCUUCUCCUCAUGGCGGAGACACCCGCCCCUCGGGUACUACCACGAUGCAGAUAGGAUUCGGAACUGGACAGCCAACAUCGUUCAAGCGUAGUUACGGUCGCGGCAUGACGUUAUAACCCGUGCCAUCCCAUGAGCGGGCAUCCGUCUCCCUUUCUUCACACCAUCCCUUACAUUCAUAAUUAUUCCAAUACCCCGCCUCAAAAUGUAUAGCCUAACUCGUCUUGCUAUAAUAUCAACUCUGUUGCUUGGCUCAGCAACAGCGCUGCUUAAGCCUAAUAUAACGGCGGUUGCCGCCGUGGACGGCCAUUCCACUAUCCAGUGCUGGCAGCUUGAUAAUGCAUUUACUUCCAAAAAUGUUCUAAACAGGAGUAGUAUCUACUCAGCGGAUCUGGGUGGUGCUGCUAAUUUAUCUUACACUUUCAUCCCACCCAAUUACGACCAAGGUGUCCACAGUGCACCAUACAACCAAUGGGUUAUUUUCAUCAAAGGGAUAGGUUUGAUAACUGUUCCCAACGAUAAUACUACCGCCUAUGUCGCUCCGGGCGAGACGGGUAUCGUAUUCGCUUCCGAUACUUCUGAUAUUACUGUUGAUGGCCACCGGUCUCAGUACCUCGGUGUGACGGAAUCAAUCAUCAUGCAAAUCCCGGCUCUAGACAACAAAGUCCCGGCCCACACCGUAUUACAUCCGGGUGGUUGUGAUACGUCCGAGAUGUCCGGUCUAUGGGAAUUGGCCUUGGGUAUCUCCAUCUCGUCCCAGACUUGACUUUAACAUCCCUUGAAGUUGACUUCAAGUAGCAGGGAAUUCACGCAGCCAGCACCAGGAAGGCGGAAUUUUUCGGGUAGAUUUUAACCCCUUUUCAUUUAUUUAUGGGCUAUGGACAUGAAGGUGCAUUUUAAGGCGUAUCGGGGAUAUAAUAUGUUGUAAUUUUUUCGAAGGGUUGGCUUGAUGAUAGCUUCGGAAAGCUGUGACGAUUCAAGCUUUACGACCCGAUUAGACUUGCGAAAACUAUCGUGAACGGCAGUUUGAGAAUAUGCAAGGGAAGCAGGAAUAAUAUACGUACUCUUAAG
Molecule: messenger RNA, 1217 nt
Organism: Annulohypoxylon truncatum
Lineage: Eukaryota; Fungi; Ascomycota; Sordariomycetes; Xylariales; Hypoxylaceae
Exons: 3
Coding region: 352-912 (186 amino acids)
Source: RefSeq, a predicted model, not a curated record